This is a messenger RNA of Xenopus laevis (African clawed frog), 2174 nucleotides long. RefSeq names its product Brachyury-inducible homeobox 1, gene 2 S homeolog (gene bix1.2.S). Gene Ontology annotation, cellular component: nucleus. Bases 84 to 1280 code for a protein of 398 amino acids. The transcript has 3 exons. NCBI's taxonomy places the organism in Eukaryota, Metazoa, Chordata, Amphibia, Anura, Pipidae. Gene Ontology annotation, molecular function: DNA-binding transcription factor activity, RNA polymerase II-specific; DNA binding; DNA-binding transcription activator activity, RNA polymerase II-specific. Gene Ontology annotation, biological process: endoderm development; regulation of DNA-templated transcription; regulation of transcription by RNA polymerase II. The record is from RefSeq and is a predicted model, not a curated record.
GGUCCCCAUUCAGCAUUCAGGCCCAGAGGAGGACACAUCACUGUGGGAAGAGGCAGAUUUGGAAGUGUGGCUGUGGCAUUGGGAUGCUUGGAUAUACCCAAGGGAUGGAGCAGCUCUACAGCACCUACUUCUCCUCCAGUGACCAUCUAAUGAGCUCCAGGUCUGCCCUGGACUCCCUCAUGGGAAUGGGUUUCCCUCCUGUACAACAGAAUCCAGUACAGCAAGUUAAUGUUAAAGACAUGAAGGCUGGGGAUCUUAGAGCCAAUCAGACAGAACAGCACAAGGAAGCCUCCAAUCAGCAGAAAGUUUCCCCCACAUUGAUGUCCAAUCGCAGGAAGAGAACUGUCUACAGUCCCUCAGAUCUGGCCCUACUGGAGCAGAACUUCCAAACAAAUAUGUACCCAGACAUCCACCAACGGGAGGAACUGGCCAGACAAAUGGGCUUGCCCGAGUCUCGCAUUCAGGUUUGGUUCCAGAACAGGAGGUCAAAAGCCAGACGCCAAGGAUCCAGAUCUACCAAGCCGGGGUCUGUGGAAUAUUACUAUAACAGCACCCCGAUGUACAACUCAGCACCCACAGCCAAUGGCACAAUCACCAUAGCACAGCAACAGCAGAUGUUGUCCUACCAGCAGCAGGUCCAGCCAUUGACCACUCUACACAAUGGCUUCCACCCAAAAGUCUCCAUGCAAGGAACCAAUCAGAACAAGAUUUAUUCAUCGGCACCAGCUCCAAAUUCAGGGAAGGUGUUUCAGCAGCAUUCAGUGGGGUUUCCACAGCAUCAAGUCCAACCCAUUAUGAAUUUACAGCAGAAUUACUACCACCAGCCCCAGGACUUCCUGUCCUCAUGGUCCCCCUCAUGGGCAGCCCCCAACCAGAGACUCCCAUUGCAUCUAACAGCAUCUAGUAUCUACCCUCACAGUUACCUGCCUAGUGAGCUCAUUACAAGCCACUGCACCCAUGGUAUGAUCCCUAACAAGGAGAUUGAGGGAGAACUAUGUGGAAGACAUAACCAAGUAUCCAUGCAUUCCAACCUUAUGAUGGACUUUCCACCUAACAAGACCAUCACCCCCGAUAUGAACACCAUCAUCCCACAGAUCACAGAUGCUACAGGCUGGAGCAGCCAGGAGGGUACCGAUGCCUACUCUACACAGGGGGCACUGCCCAGGGCACAAUGUAGCCCCUAUGGACAGGGAUCUCCUGCCUCAGACUCAGGAAUCAGUGACGCAUAUGCAGAGUCAGUGUCAGACUGGGAAGAGAAUAUUAUCAAGACUCUAUUCUGAAUACUCAAUGGCUACACAGCAGAUAUGGAGGCUUCAGUAGGUGGGAUUCUGGGUAGCACUGGAGUUGAUCAGUAUGUGGCCAAGGCUUGUAGAGGACUCACAUACUAAGGCACUUGGGCACUUGGCUCUUUAUAUUUUGUGAUAUUAUAUCUCCUAUUAUUGCAACGGACACGUUUUGGCAAAUGUAUAUUUCUGUUUAAUAUCAGCAUAUUAUUAAGAAUUAAGAAAUAAUGCUGACCAGGUUCACUUAUAAUUGCACUAAUAAAGUAUUUUUUUUUAAAAAAAACACUUUCUUUCUCAAGUCGGUUUUGGGCUCAUGUGGCACAUUGGGUAUGUAUCAUACUGUUAGAGGGGAUUUAUCUGGAGAUGCCAAAAUAAUCAAUUUAAAGGGGUACAUAUGAUUUAGGAAACAACGGGUACAUUGCAGAUGUUCGGCUCAGCAGUUUGCAAGUGAAAAUUGCUAGUCUUUGGGUCCACAGAGCAUCAAUGGAAAUGUCUAACCUUAUAUUUAAAUACUAAUAUGCAGAAUGAUAAGGGUCUGUUGCUACUAUAGUAAUUAUUGUUAUUACCCCUCAUUAAGUGGGACCGACAUAUUUUGCAGCCCAUCAGUCCCUGCCGCAGUGGAGCUUGCAAUCUAAGAUUCCUUCAUUCACACACACACACACCGCAGGGUUAGUUUUAUCACAAGCCAACUAAUCUGCAUGUAUGUUUUUGGAGGGUGAUCAUACAUUACCAAAUUCUGUUUCAUUUGUCUGAUAAAGAAAAAUAUAAUUCCCUGAACUAGUUUGCAUGGUUUUAAGAUUAUUUGUAUAUAUAGCUGCAAUUCCCAAUCCUUUGGGUCUGACUCUUAAUAAAACAUAACACGAGUUACAACUGAAAAGUCCCCCUCAUUGU